CACAACGUUGGACGUUUCGAACAGUCCAAACGCCUGUUGCUCGCCUGGCAGUCGUGACCAGAGUGUUAGACAUAAUGCCUACUUUUCUUCAUCGCUUCGUGAGCUGCUGCUCUGCUACAGACAUUGAAAGCAAACAGGAGGUUUCGGAAGAACAGCAUCGGCACUGGCCUGUGUUCGUGGCUGAGUUGCUAUCCCUUGUGAUGGUGCUGAGCUGCUUAGGAGUAGCGCUCUACUUUGUCCUGGCACCACGAAGAGCGGUUCCUUUCGAUCCACCACUAAUCACGAUGAUACGACCAGAAGGACAGGUGGCCGACCACAGUGAAGUGUCCGGUGGCGGCCUUCUGUACGGCCAUGCCGAAAAAGGAGCAAGUAUGACGCCCUCUGCAAACAUCCCGCAGGAUGAAGACUUCUCUUCGACGAGUGACACGGCACCUGCCGGCGCAACAUCGCGCGGUAACGGCACCGUGCUUCAUGGCAAGGCAGCUAUGCAUCACGAGUAUAACGCGGCGCAGCAUCCCCCAUUGGAUCACCGCUGUGGCGCGAAAGCACACUUCACCUGGUGCUCGCACCACAACCAAAUGGACAAGUUCUUCUUCCAAACGAACAAGCGCAGCUGCGUGUCGCUAACUGCGGUCCCACCACCGCCCUGCCUAGUGGGCUACAACCGUUUCCGCUCGAUGCACGAGUGCAAGAGAGCUUGCUAUGACCAGCCGGUGCCACUGGACAAGUGCUUAUUCCCGGCAGAGUUCCACGACUGUACACCGAGCGACAUCUCCCGGAAGUGGUACUUCGUCCGCAACGGGACAUGCGUAUCGUGGCACUUCCGUGGAGGUAACUGCGUGUCCCCCCGACUGCCCCUGUUCCGCAGCGUGGAAGACUGCCGUGCCCUGUGCCUAGGAGGACGUGUGAGCGAGCGGCACCCCGCUUGCGCAGAUUCACCCGUAGAGCACGUCUGCUCACCGCUGCAAAUGCGCUUCCCAGUAUACGCGGUGAGCAGGAGUCUCCACAAAUUAUCCUGCGUCAUUGUGGACCCAGCUGAACUACGUUGCCUGAGCGGGACUAAUCGGUUUCGCAGUAAGCCAGAAUGUGAACAAGCCUGUCUCCACUGAACAGGCUUUGUCUUUAUCGAGUGCGCUGGAGUGAAAAGAUGCGGAACCUUAUAUUGUGGUAUAGUGUAAUCGUUAAAAUGGUGUGCUGUGCGCUGCUCUUCCGUGCUCUGAAUGAAUAGAUUGUAAGAUGCUAUAACCACAUAAAGAACCGCUUGUAGGAACAAAUUUGA
Ornithodoros turicata is the source of this 1279-nucleotide messenger RNA. RefSeq lists its product as uncharacterized. The record is from RefSeq and is a predicted model, not a curated record. The transcript is spliced from 4 exons. NCBI's taxonomy places the organism in Eukaryota, Metazoa, Arthropoda, Arachnida, Ixodida, Argasidae. Gene Ontology annotation, molecular function: serine-type endopeptidase inhibitor activity. The coding region runs from base 75 to 1109 and encodes 344 amino acids.